Zingiber officinale is the source of this 2692-nucleotide messenger RNA. RefSeq names its product protein EMBRYO SAC DEVELOPMENT ARREST 30-like. Lineage: Eukaryota; Viridiplantae; Streptophyta; Magnoliopsida; Zingiberales; Zingiberaceae. The transcript is spliced from 11 exons. The coding region runs from base 264 to 2243 and encodes 659 amino acids. Gene Ontology annotation, cellular component: cytoplasm; Golgi apparatus. The record is from RefSeq and is a predicted model, not a curated record.
UAAGAAAAGCACUCCAUUGACGAUUUCUCUUCCCCUUCGUGUUUGAUCUUCUCACUCCAUCAUCUUCCCGGCGUCACUACUCACUAGACUAGGGUUCUCCGCUGUCCGCUUCGGUAUUUGACGGAGAUCGGAGCAAAUUCUGCGGUGACGAUUCAAUUCUUGUUCCCGGACGGUGGCGACGCCGAUUCCGGUUCUGUUCGGAGAUCUCAGCUCCUGGGAGACAAUAAAGGCUUCACCGAGUAUGAUGCAAGCCAUGAUUUAAGAUGUUACACAAGAGCAAGAUCAAGUUAGCUGCACUAGUGGGGAUCACAUUUUCUGUAUUUUCUUUGCUUGUGCAUCUCUUUGUUGCAAAUUACACGGUGGGGGGAUUUAGACAGUACAAGUUACAAGAUGACUAUCCAUAUCCAUUGGGACAUAAACCUCGGCCUCGAAGGUUAUGGGGUCCCGUGGCCUCUUUGGAGGUCUUGCAUUCAUAUGCCAAGCCGAGAAGUUCAUACCCCCAUGUUCCAAAUCAGCAGAGUGGUUUCAUAUAUGCAAAGAUCUUUGGUGGAUUCGAGAAGAUAAGAUCUUCGAUCUGUGACCUUGCUGCUAUUGCAAAGCUCUUAAAUGCAACACUUGUCCUUCCAGAGAUCCAACAAAGUGUCCGAUCGAAAGGCAUCAGUCCAAGAUUUAAGAGUUUUUCUUAUCUUUACGAUGAAGAGCAGUUCAUAUCAGCACUUUCAGAGGAUGUUGUCAUUGUGAAAAGUUUGCCAGCAGACUUGAAGGAGGCUAGGAAAAAGGCAAAAUUUCCUUCAGUAUCACCCAAACCCUCAGCUUCCCCAAACUUUUAUAUCAGAGAUGUGUUGCCUAAAUUUAAAAAAUCUAAGGUUAUUAGGAUAUUAAUUUCUGAUGGAGGAUGCCUUCAGGCAAUCCUUCCCUCAAGCAUGGAUGAAUAUCAGAGACUUAGAUGCAGAGUUGCUUUCCAUGCUCUUCAAUUACGCUCAGAAAUUCAGGCACUUGGUAACAGGAUAGUAGAGAGGUUACGAGCAACUGGCAGUCCUUAUCUAUCUUAUCACCCAGGACUUAUGAGGGAUGUUCUAGCAUUCCAUGGCUGCGCUGAACUUUUCCAGGAUGUUCAUACUGAACUUAUCCAGUAUACUAGGAAGCAGUUGAUAAAUCAAGGAGUGAUUGUUAAUGAUCUUGUUGCUGAUUCAUUUGCUCAAAAACGAAAUGGUUCAUGUCCUCUCAUGCCCAAAGAGGUUGGACUUAUUCUUCGUGCAAUGGGUUAUCCUGCAAAUACUAUAAUCUACUUGGCUGGUUCUGAGAUAUUUGGAGGGCAGAGGAUUUUAGUUCCUUUACGAGCUAUGUAUAUGAACUUAGUAGAUCGUACUUUCUUGUGUAGUAAGAAAGAGUUGUCAAACUUGAUUGGUCCUGAAUAUCCUCUCCCUUCAAAUAUUCCUCAGCUUCCUCUUGUGAAGAGUGAGAAACAACUUAUUGAGGAGUGGAAAAAGGUUGGGCCCUGGCCACGACCUCUCCCUCCACCUCCCGCAAGGCCCUUUUAUCAGCAUGAAAAGGAGGGUUGGUAUGGUUGGGUUGCAGAGACUGAUACAGAGCCAGAUCCUUUACCUAUGGAUUUGAGGAACCAAGCACACAGGUUAAUCUGGGAUGCACUUGAUUAUUAUGUUUCUGUUGAAGCCGAUGCAUUUUUUCCUGGGUUUAACAAUGAUGGUAGUGGUUGGCCUGAUUUUUCAAGUUUAGUGAUGGGUCACCGAGUAUACCAAACAGCAUCCGGAGUAACCUAUCGUCCUAAUAGACAAAUACUUGCUGAGUGGUUCAGCUCUGUACAUGAUAAUCUAUAUCAUCCACCACAUAAUUGGACAGCAUUGGUGCGGGAUCAUCUUAACAGGAGCUUGGGUGUGAAUGGAUUGAUUGCAGAGUUUGAAUCAUCAAAAUCUGUAUCUUUUCUUUCACAACCUUUCCCAGAAUGUUUUUGUAGAACUUCCAAAUCUUCUGUUAUCCCUGACCAUGCCAUGAGCAACAGUCUCAAGUCGCAAUACAUAAGUGAGGAUGAAUGCCCUGAAUGGAUGGCUCGUGGCCUAGCGAUGGCCUUCUCUAAUGCUCCUGCAUCCAAAGAUGAUGAUGUUGAGGAGGAUGAGUUUCAAGAAGAUGAUGAGGCAGUGACUGAGGCUGAAUCUGAUACUGGGAAUAGAAGUGAUGUGAAUAGAUCCAUCGAGCAAGAUGAAGAGAUGGAUCCAGAUGAUUAAGUUCGUAAACAGUAUGUAGAUGUUGAAAAUAUUCAAUUUUCAUGUUGCCUUUCAUCAGGAGGCUUCGAGCACAUGUGCAGAUAGUAAUGGUCUAACCAGACUUGCAGCUAAUGAGUUUGCCAUGAUUCUUUUUGCCGGCUGCAAGCAAUCUCGAUGAGCUCAAGUGCUUAGCUCCAAAGAUAUAGUGUGACUCUUGCUGUGUCUUCUUAUCUUCUUAUACACUCUCAGUAUGAAAAUUAACCACCCCAGAGCAUUCCUUUUCUUGCCCGUUUCUUGAAUCUUUGUUCCAAGUUGAUCGUGUAUAUUUUGAUUUGUAUUUGUUUAGGAUACAAAUUAGCUUGGGAAGGAGUAAAUUUUCUUAACUUUGUACAAGCUUCCCAGCUACAUGCUAACCUUUGUGGACCUAAAUUUUCGUGGUGGUUUUGUUUCAGCCAGCCAAUAAGCCUUAA